This is a messenger RNA of Cylicostephanus goldi, 399 nucleotides long. Lineage: Eukaryota; Metazoa; Nematoda; Chromadorea; Rhabditida; Strongylidae. The record is from the annotation of a GenBank genome assembly.
AUGGAAGAAUAUGCGGAAAGCGCCAGCAAAGCUGAAGAAGGGGACUCGGGCCUUUCUGGAGUUGAAGGACAAGCGGAUACUGGUCGUCGCGAUGCAUGCUGCUCUCCUGUGCGUCAUUUUCCAUCUUCCGCACGCAUAAGUGUUCGCAAUAAACCCUCCAGCCGUCGUCAUACUCCUGCCGGAGGGAGUAGUCAACCAUCAUCAAGUCGGAAACAGCACUGUCGCAGCGGCAGCGCAGUGUCAUGCUCUGCAGCGAGCGGCAGUUGUUUGCGAUCAGCGUCGUCUGGAUCUGAAGGAGAUGGUGCCGAUAAUUUAUUUGUACCAGCGAGACGGCAACGAACAUCAAGUAUUGAAUAUGAUGGCGAACCAGAGCAAAGCGACGCUGACAUCCUUGCUUAA